Lachancea lanzarotensis is the source of this 2805-nucleotide messenger RNA. RefSeq names its product LALA0S02e09890g1_1 (gene GPR1). Gene Ontology annotation, cellular component: plasma membrane. The transcript has a single exon. Gene Ontology annotation, biological process: adenylate cyclase-activating G protein-coupled receptor signaling pathway. NCBI's taxonomy places the organism in Eukaryota, Fungi, Ascomycota, Saccharomycetes, Saccharomycetales, Saccharomycetaceae. The record is from RefSeq and is a predicted model, not a curated record. Gene Ontology annotation, molecular function: G protein-coupled receptor activity. The coding region runs from base 1 to 2805 and encodes 934 amino acids.
AUGUCUUUGCCAAACACAACAUUUUUUGCCGGCGGCCAUGUCAUCGAGCCGGUUCAUUUAAAUCGUACAUGGAAUACGACGACAGUCAAUCAGUUGCUGGGCCUUCCAGGGAUGUUCUCGACUUAUGAUCGUGGACAGCUACUCCGACUGCGCGGGAUAGCAAUUACGUCAUCAUCAAUGUCGAUUUUGGCUGGUUUUGCCGGAUUGUACUGCGUUUUAUGCAUCGAUCGGCGACGGAAGGUAUUUCGGCAUCAAUUGAUUUUAUUUCUCAUCUCUUGUGACUUUCUCAAGGCACUGGUGCUCUUGAUAUAUCCCGUCGCAAUUUUGAUCCGUAACCAAGUUUACGGGUAUCCUGCGUUUUACAACACGCUCGGAUGGAUGACUGCUUUUACCAUCGAAGGUGCUGACUUUGCAAUAGCUAUCUUCGCCAUUCAUUUUGCUCUCCUCAUUUUCAUGCCCUCUUGGAAAUGGCAGAACAACGCAAGUGAGAAUAUGGAGGGCGGUUUGUUCCGCGUACGAAGGUACCUAUAUCCUGCAACAUUUAUGCUCCCAACAAUACUUGCAAGUCUUGCCUUUGUGGGCUUCAAUACAUUUAUACCUGUGAAUUUGAACGACCGCGUUAUUCUGAACAAUAACAAUUACGAUUUCCCUUACCAGGCUAGAGAGGGUGGUUACAAAGCGAUGAGUGCAUGGUGCUACUUACCACCACACCCUCUGUGGUAUCGUAUCGUGUUGAGUUGGGGCCCACGCUAUUUCAUUAUUGUGCUUAUUUUCACGAUAUACAUCAGCAUCUACAUUUUUGUUUCAAGAGAAAAUCGCAAGAUCAAAAACCAGAUCGGCUCGUUCAGACACAACGAUAGCGUGGAUAUCCAUCGCAUUCUCCAUUAUAGAGGGAAAUUUUUGAGCGCAGGGCAAAAGUUUCGCAUAUACCUCAAAUACUUCUGCAAAAAAACAGGCUUAAGAAGAUUUUAUCGAACUCUUCACAAUUUCUUCUUCUUUUCUUUUGACGAGGACCAGGAAGAAGAUGCUCAAAAACUAAGUGAAGAUGGGCAGGUAGGACCCCUUGCUCAAGUUUUAAGUAAUCAGGGUGUGUUGCAAGCAAGUCCUUCUCAGACACGAAGGACUUCAACCAAGAUACCGAAGUCAAAACUAUCAGCGGGCGGCUCCAACUCCUUCUCCUAUCACUUCAAGAAACGGAACUCCCAUUUUUCAAAUACGAGCCCCCGCACGCCCAUGUGUCGUGGUAAGAUUUCAAAACCGACUGCAAAUGGUAGCAGCAUGGAGCAAGGAAGGGCGCAAGACUACUUUUCCCAUGCGCCAAGUACCGGAAAUUCACCCAUCUCGAAGAGUCGUCACUUGAAUAAGAAUCGCUCAAAAAAUUCAGUAAAUUCUAACAAGCGUGAUACCAAAUCCUCAUUGCCUAAAGACGAUGCUUCGGGUAGCGACGCGGGCUCUCCAUCACUCCCCGAACUAGCGAGCUCAGGAAACGAAAUGUUGCCAACUCUUCCUCUCAAAAACAGCCCGCUUGAAGAAAAAAGUCAAUUUCAAUCGGGUCAGAAAGCUUCUAACUUUGCUGUCGGCGGGUCGGAUCAUGUUUUAGGACUUCAACACAAUUUCCAAUCUGAAACGUAUCAAGAGUUUAAGAAAAGACGGGCUCAAAUCCAGAGACAGCUAAGGUCUAUCUUCAUUUAUCCGUUCUCCUACGUCGUGAUUUGGAGUUUCCCUUUCGCCGUGGACGUUAUUCAGUAUAACUACGAAAUUAUACACGGUCCGGUGAUAUGGCUCGAGUAUAUCGCAACUUUUAUGCAGCCACUCAGCUGUUUCGUCGACGUUUUAGUGUUUUUAUACCGGGAACGGCCUUGGAGGCAUUCUUGGGCAUCUAUCACUACAAAGGAGCUCUACGGUACCUAUGCUUUUAAGGGUGAGAUAGGUGAAAAGCCCAUUCGCGAAAUGUGCAACUGCGAAAUGGGCAAGAAGGGCUGGUACUAUAGAGGCAGGUGGUCCAAGCUGGAAUGUUGGCGAAACAAACCUCAGAGAUGGAAGAGGAUUGCUUGGUUCUGCUACCGUUUCGCCAAGGGUUGUUGGCGAAAACAUUUUGAUUUUGAAGACAGGUGCAAUGAUGCGGCGUAUUGGGACGAUUACUAUCUGGGCAACCAAAAAAAUACUCACCUCACACACAGCUCAAAACUCAGCUGUGCUGAGGCCUUCAAAGAAGUACUGGACGUAGACAACAGCAGGCGAGACUCUUAUGUCUCUAGUUCCACAGGGGAAGAAUUAUACGAGAACCAGGGGUAUGUUCGCAUUCCACUCAAAUGGCGAAUUGUGCAUUUUUUACCCAUGCUCAACGGCGUGGAUCUGGAUCAGCUCGACUAUGAUCUACGCACCAGUCAGCGUGACUGGGGUUGUGAUAUCCCAGGUAUGGGUGUGGCACUGCAAAACUUAUCGGAAAAAAAGACUCAAGUGAGCGGCGAGUCAUUUUUCAAGCCGGACUACGAUAUGGCGAGAUCCAGGUCUGAUCCAGAAGAACCAUCAGACGUUGCGCCUCUUCCACACGCACAUCUCAGUAAGGCACGACACAGUUCUUCACGCUUGUCGGAAAACACCCAAAACACACAGUCUCCAUUGCACAGUUUAGUUUCGGAACCAGUUACUGGUCAAAGACGGGUAUCGGUAAUAAAUGCUAGUGAUGAUCGUGGCUUACGUACGAUCCGCAAUGACUCUGGCUCUGCUAGCAGUAGCCAAAAUUCGGAUGAGGGCAAUGUUUCUGGGAAAAGGAUGGAUCUCUUGGAUUUUUUGAAUGGUUGA